Messenger RNA from Nyctereutes procyonoides (raccoon dog), 10246 nucleotides. It is a transcript of the gene HELZ2, whose product is annotated as helicase with zinc finger 2. The transcript is spliced from 19 exons. NCBI's taxonomy places the organism in Eukaryota, Metazoa, Chordata, Mammalia, Carnivora, Canidae. Gene Ontology annotation, molecular function: 5'-3' DNA helicase activity; metal ion binding; RNA nuclease activity. The coding region runs from base 139 to 9165 and encodes 3008 amino acids. The record is from RefSeq and is a predicted model, not a curated record.
CCUUGAGUCACCGGGGGCAGAAUCGAAAGUGAUCGCAGGCGCGGGGCGGGAGCCGGGGCGCCGGCGGCGGGGGCUCGGGGCGCGGACUUCUCACAUGGCUGAACGGCCCCAGAGGACCAGCUGAACCGGGAGCCUGGGAUGCCGCUCCGCAGAGCCAGGCCAGAGAUGGUGUCCCGAGGGUCCAGCUCAUCGCCCAGCAGCCCCAUGGCCACCAAGGAGCUACCUCUGGCCAGACUGUGUGCCCAGCUGGACCUGCGACUAGGCUGCUCCCGCUGUACUCAGCGCCUCAAUGAGAGCACCUACCUACUGCGCCAGGUAGAGCACAGCUGUCCCCAAGCCAUCCUGCUGGCCCGCUUCAAAGGAGCCACCAAGAGCAGGGUCUGGCGCAAGGUGGACCGCCGGCCCAGCUUCCCACGGCCUGCCCGCUAUGAGGUCUGCUGGUACUACAGCCCGGGGCUCGGCUGCCAGCGCCACCGCAACCAGUGCACCUUUGCCCGAAGCCGGGAGGAGGCCCUGGUCUGGACCUUCGAGCGUGAGCACAACGUCAGGCGCAUGUGGCUGAAGUCCGAGCUGCAGGGCGGUGGGGCCCAGGGCGAGCUGCGCGGCCCAGCCGAGGCCAUCCGUGCCGAGUACGGCGGCCACUUCCAGCUGCUGUGCUCCCACUGCUUCCGCUGCUGUCCUCCCCGCGUCUGCCCGGUGGACGCCCAGGGCCGCUGCCCCGAGCAUGGAGCCUGCCCCUCGCUCCUGACCCACGUGAGCACCGAGGGCCGCCGCAAGCAGCAGGUUGUGGAAGUGCGGCCGCAGCCCCAGUACGGCCAGCCACUGGCCUACUGCAUGUUCGUGGGGCGCGGGCGGCCCUGCCGGCACGGGGCAUCCCGCUGCCAGUACGCGCACAGCGCGGUGGAGAUGGCCGUGUGGGAGGCUGAGCAGCUGGACGGCCUCAAGCGGUGCGACCUGCUCUCGCCCGCUGCCCCCAGCGGGGAGGAGCGCACAGCCCCCCGUGGCCAGGCCCCCAGGGUCAAGCUGUACUGCCGUGCCUGCCUGGUCACCUGCCACUCCCAGGAGGCCUUUGAGAACCACUGCUCGUCCCUGGAGCACGCACAGAUGGUGGUCUUGGACCAGGCCGAGUGCUGGGAGCACCGCAGCCCACCCACGGGGCUCUCCACCUUUGAGCUCUGCCCAAAUCCCAGCCUCUGUGAGUAUGGGGACAUCUGCACCAAGGCGCAUUCAGAGCAGGAGCUGCAAGAGUGGACCCGACGGGUGCAGGCCGUGAAGCUGCGGGAGCGGGCCGCCUGGCAGGAGGGGCUGGCGUCUUACCAGACGCGGCUGCUGGCUGAGUACCAGCGGAGUAGCAGUGAGGUUCUGGUGCUGGCUGAGACCGUCGAAGGCGUGUCCAUCACAUGCAAGCAGCCCCUGGUGCAUGAGGCCCAUGAGAAGAAGACUCAGCACAGCUGGAUAUUUGACGUCAACUCGAAGGAGCCCCUGCUCCACGUGGCCCUGCUGAAGCAGGAGCUGGGCGCAGACUUCUGGCUGGCGGCCCCUGGCCUCCCGUCGGGCCAGCUCUAUGCGAAGGGCGAGCGCUUCCAGGCGCGGGCCUCGCCAGCCACGUUCCAGGUGGAGGUGCGCGUGCGGACUGCCUCCUUCGGCUGCUUCGAGCAAUGGCUGGUCUUGGACUUCGGCCGCAGGCCAGUGCUGCUGCGGAAGCUGAGGCUGCAGGCGGGCCAGGUGCCCUGCCCGGGGCUGCGGGGGAUGCCGGGGGACAGCUGCCCCAAGGAGCUGGAGCGCUGGCACACCGGCAACCGCCACGUGGUGCCUGGUGUGGUGCGGACGGCCGAGCAGGAGGCCCUGGUGGCGAUGUACAAGGUGCCCGCCCUGGCCCUGGACUUCAGUCCCGGCGGCCUGGCCUCCGGCCCCAUCUCCUGCACCAACUACCGGCAGAGGAUGCAUCAGUUUCUCUACGAGGAGGAAGCCGUGCAGCAGCAGCUGGUGGCCAAGCUGAAUUUCCGGGGCGCCGUGGCCCUGAGAACGUCACUGCAGACGCCGGCCCUGGGCAUGCUCUUCCCGCCGUCAGGAGCCCUGUACGCCGAGGUCCCCAGUCCCUCGUCUCUCUUGCCAGACACGGACCAGGGCUUCCUGCUGGGCCGGGCGGUCAGCACAGCGCUGGUGGCCCCCGUCCCUGCGCCUGACCACACCGUGUACGAGGUGCGGCUGGAGACCCGGGCCAGCUCCGAGCAGGCACUGUGGCUGCUGCUGCCCAACCACUGCUGCUCGGCCCUGGGGCUGCAGCCCGAAACCAGCCCCACCUUGGAGGUGCAGUUCCAGGUCGACCCGCUGACCUUCCGCUUCUGGCACCAGGCGGUGGACGCGCUGCCUGAGGAGCGCCUGGUGGUGCCUGACCUGCCGACUUGCGACCUGCCCCGCCCUCUGCCCAUCCCGCCCGCAAUGCACGGCAACCGCAAGCAGAAGCUGGCAGUGGCCUUCAUUGCGGGCAGCAGCCCCGGGGGCGGGCGGCCCAUUGCCCCGCUGCUCAUCUAUGGCCCUUUUGGCACAGGCAAGACCUACACGCUGGCUAUGGCCUCCCUGGAGGUCAUCCGGCAGCCGUACACCAAGGUGCUCAUCUGCACACACACCAACAGUGCGGCCGACAUCUACAUCGAGGAGCACUUCCAUGGCUACGUCAGCAGCGGCCACCCCGAGGCCGCCCCGCUCCGGGUGAUGUACACGGACCGCCCGCCCAGCCAGACGGACGCCACGGUGCUGCAGUACUGCUGCCUGACGCAGGACCGCCGGGCCUUCCGCGCGCCGACGCGGGCCGAGCUGGAGCAGCACCGCAUCGUGGUCACCACCACGUCGCAGGCCCGCGAGCUCAGGGUGCCCGCCGGCUUCUUCUCACACGUCCUCAUCGACGAGGCCGCGCAGAUGCUGGAGUGCGAGGCGCUCACCCCGCUGCGCUACGCCGCGCCCGGCACCCGCGUGGUGCUGGCGGGGGACCACAUGCAGGUCACGCCCCGGCUCUUCAGCGUGCCCAGGGCCCAGGCGGCGGGGCACACGCUGCUGUACCGCCUGUUCCAGCACUACCAGCGGGAGGCGCACGAGGUGGCCCAGCGGAGCCGCCUCAUCUUCCACCAGAACUACCGCUCCACGGAGGCCAUCCUCAGCUUCGUCUCGCGCCACUUCUACGUGGCCAAGGGCAGCCCCAUCCACGCCAGCGGCCGCGUGCCCCCGCACCCCAGGCUGCACCCGCUCAUGUUCUGUCACGUGGCGGGCAACCCCGAGCGCGACCUGUCCAGCACGUCCUGGCUGAACGCGGCGGAGGUGGCCCAGGUCGUGGAGCAGGUGCGGGACCUCCACGACGGCUGGCCCUCCUGCUGGGGCGCCCAGGAGCAGAGGCACAUCUGUGUCGUGUCGCACGGCGCCCAGGUGACUGCACUGAGGCAGGAGCUGAGGAGGAGGAACCUGGGACAGGUGUCCGUGGGCAGCUUUGAGAUCUUGCCAGGCCGGGAGUUCCGGGUGGUGGUGCUGAGCACCGUGCACAACCACCACAGCCUGCUGAGCUCAGGGACAGCCUCCCUCGGGUUCUUCACGGACGCCCGCGUGCUCAACACCAUCAUGACCCGCGCCCAGUCCCAGGUGGUGGUCGUGGGGAACGCUCUGGCCCUCUGCUCCUCCGGGGCCUGCAGCAAGCUCUGGAAGAGCUUCAUCCGCGAGUGUGUGAAGCAUCACAGCGUCUGCCCCGAGAGCCUGUCCCUGGAGCACAUCGAGCAGGGCGUGCUUCAGCAGCAGCGCUGGGCCCUCCAGGCGGGGAGGUCUGCGGCAGCGGCGGCCCUGGACGCUGUCCCAGAGGAAGGGGCAGCAGGGGAGCCGGCCCCGGAGCGUGUGGCCAUGGGGGCCACGGCUCGGGGGAGGACCUUCCCGUCUAAGACCUCAGCAGCAGGAGACAAGGCCACGCCGCGGGCAGAGGCAGGGGACGCGGCCUCAAGGUCCGUGGCCAGGGGCUGCUCCGUGGCGGGGGGCCCUGCCACGGUGCCCACGGAGGUGGAAGGCGCAACAUCGGCACCAUCGGGGACCUCGUCGCUGGGGGACGGGACCUCCAGGAAUGCGGUGGCAGGGCUGACGGCCACGGAGAACAGGGACCCCGAGGACCCUGAGGACACUGAGUCCGACUUCUGGCCUUCUGACACGGAGCUCAACGCAGACGACUCCAUCCUGCAGGAGCUUCUGGAUGAAGGCCGGAACGUGACGGUCACCGUCCGGGAAGAUGGGCUCCUGGACACCAUUGCCAGGCCCGAGUCCCCGCACCAGGCCCGGCAGUACACACACCUGCCACGGGCCACCCUGCAGAAACUACUCUGCUCGGAGCCCGAGCUGUACCGCCACUGUGCCUUCGUGCAGGAGACCUUCGAGCAGGCGACAGCCCUCCCGCUGGAUGACGUGGCUUCCAGCCCCAUCCAGAUCAGGGGCCGCCUGCACUGUGGGAUGGCUUUCAGCGGGGACGAGGUGCUCGUGAAGGUCCUGGGCCAGGACACGGGCUGCCCCGGGAGGCGGCAGGGCUGCGUGGUGGGCGUGCUCAAGAGGAAGCGCCGGGAGCUGGUGUUCGUGUGCCGCAUGGAUGAGUGGGACUCUCGCAUCAUGACCCCCGUCGAUGGCUCUGUGACAAAGAUCUUCGUGGCCGAGCUGAAGGACCCGCUGCAGGUGCCCAUCCACCGCGUCCAGCAGGGCCGCGUGCAGCGGGUGGGGUAUGAGCAGCUCACGGCCGAGGCCCGGGGCAGCCGGCUCUUCUGGGUGCGCAUCGUCCUGUGGCGGCAGCGCUUCUACUACCCGCUGGGCAUCGUCCUGGAGGUGCUGCCCGAGGCCACCACGUGGGAGCAGGGCCUCCGCAUCCUGGACCUGGAGCACGGCUUGAGGAAGCCCUCACCAGAGCCCGCAGCCCUCUGCAAGGUGCUGCAGAAGUACCGGGCGGAGCUUGGCCGGGCCCCCGACCACCGGGAGGACUGUCGCGGCUUCCCAACCUUCACCGUGGACCCCCAGGGCGCCCAGUACCUGGAUGAUGCCCUCAGCGUCCGCGAUCUGGGCCCCAGGUACCAAGUGGCUGUGCACAUUGCUGACGUGGCCAGCUCCCUCCCCAGGGACGGGGCCGUGGACCUGGAGGCGCGCAGGCAGGGCAUCACGUUCUAUGCCCCUGACCGGGAGCCGGUGCCCAUGCUGCCAGCCGGCCUCUGCCGUGACGCGCUCAGCCUCCUGCCCGGCCAGGACCGCUUGGCCAUCUCCCUCUUCCUCACCGUGGAGAAGGGCAGCAACCAGCUCAAAGGCCUGCACUUCGCGCCCUCUGUGAUCUGCUCCGACCGCCAGCUGUCCUACGAGGAAGCUGAGGCCAUGAUCCGGAGGCACCCGGGUGCUGGCCGCGAGCUGCCCGCCCAGCUGGACUCUGUGGACGCCUGUGUCGUGGCCGCGUGCCACUUCUCCCGGGUGCUGCGCCGGCUCCGCCUGCAGACCGACUCCCACUACGAGCAGCCCAGCGAGGACUGUGUGCUGGGCUUCCGUGCGGCCCACGUCAUGAUCAAGGAGUACAUGAUCCAGUUCAACAGCCUGGUGGCCGAGCUCCUGGUGAGCAGCGAGCCCACGCGGACCGUCACGCCGCUGCGGUGGCAGCCCACACCCAGUGAACGGCAGCUGGGGGCCCUGUGUGACAAGCACCGAGAGCUGGUGGCCCUGUCGCUGCACCUCCGCCACCACCUGCCCAGCCGCGGGUCUCCCGGCAGCCACAUCUACCUCCUGGCCUCCCUGUGGGAGCACGUCCAGCUCGCAGCACGCGCCGGGGACUGGAACCGCGUGGAGGACCUCAUCACCACGGACGACUUGCACCCUUCUCUGGCUCCCGUGGGCCUGGACCUCCGCAAGGCUCUGGGCCGCUCUGCGUUUGGCCGCUCCUGCCAAGGUGAGCGGCAGGCGGCUGGCCACUACUCGCUGCAGGUGGACUGGUACACGUGGGCGACCUCCCCCAUCCGCAGGUACCUGGACGUGGUGCUGCAGCGGCAGAUCCUGCAGGCGCUGGGCCGCGGCGGCCCCGCCUACUCCGCCCGCGACAUCGACGGGCUGUGCCAGGAAUUCAGCUACCAGCACGGGCGCGCCCAGAGCUACCAGCGCCAGGCCCGAAGCCUGCAUCUAGCGGCGCAGCUCAAGGUCCAGCCGCGGAGCAAGCUGGGCUUCGUGGUGGGCGUGGAGACCGGCUCCCGCUGCUUCAGGCUGCUCUUCCCCGCCGACCCCGAGGCCCUGCCGGACCUCUGCCCCGUGCACUACCGCUCCUUGCAACUGGCCGAGCACCCCGGCAACCUGGAGGGGCGGCCGGGCCUGCGGCUUGUGUGGCGGCGCCGCAUCUACUCCGUGUGGGCAGACGGGCCGCGCUCCCCGCUGCCGGGCGCCCUGCUCGACCCACACACUAGGCCCGUGGACGCCAGCCUAUGGCAGCAGCUGCUGGAGCUGGUGCAGGAGCAGCGGUGGCCGGAGCUGGCUGCCCUCGUGCGGGAGCAGGGCGCGGCGAAGCCCCAGCAGCGCAAGCUGGGCCGGGUGUGGCAGAGCCCCUGCGGCCACUUUGUGGAGGUGGCCCGGGAGCUGGGCGGGGGGGACACGCUGCAGGUGCAGCUCAGUGCCACCCUGCAGCGUGGCUUCCUGGCACCGAGUCUGCAGCUGUGCACGGUGGCACCCGGCUUCACCCUCUGCCUGGAGCACGUGGAGCGGCUGAGCAGCUGCUUCCUGGACCAGAUGCCCCAGGCCGUGCGAGACCGCUGUCCCGACGUGGCGGAGUACUCCCGCGUGUGGGGGCCGUUCUGCUCCUUGGAGUCGGCCACCAGCGCCGUCUUGGAGAGUGACUCCAUCACGCUGCAGCACGUGAGCAUAUCCUGGGAUGCGAAGCAGAUGCCGCAGCGGCGGCUCCGGGGCUCCUUCUGCCUGGAAUCCUCCUUCCUCAGCGAGCACUGCAUCGACCUCAGCUUUGGCCACUGCUACCUCUGCCUCCGGCUCGAGGGGCUGCUGGCCGUGCCCGCCGCAGAGAAGCUGCUCCCCCCUGCUGGCCCCGGCCAGCCUCCCCCGGCCACCCCGGCCUGCGGCCCCAGCGGCCCCGGCCCCUUCCUGAGCAUCGACCCCGACACGUACACAUGGGUGGCCCACGGGCUGACAGAAGAGUGGGACCCGAAGGAGGGCCGGGUCGACCGGCAGGAGACCCCCAAGCAGGUGCACUUCUUCAUCCAGCACAUGGCCAUGGAGAAGGUUCCAGAAGAGGUGCUGAGGCCCGGCGCCCGAUUCACCAUUGAGGUGCUGCCCAAGCAGCUUCCGGACAUUCGCAAGGAAGAAGCCGUGCGCGGGCUGAAGUGCGCAUCCCCGCUGGUCAUCAACAUUGCCCUGGGCCGGCCCAUCCCGCUGCCCCGCCAGCUUCUUUCCCAGCAGACCCGCGGCCGAGGUAGGUGGAGGUCCGGCCAGCCCCCGCCCCGCCGCCGAGUCCCUUCAUCUGGCCUGGGCCCUGCCCUGCACCCCUGCUCAGCCAGGCCUCACCCUCCCUUAGGGACAUACAGCAGGUUCCUGGAGAAGCAGGCGUUCGACCUCCCUGGCGGCCCCCACACGCUGAACCGCAGCCAGAACAGGGCUGUCAGGGCGGCUCUCAAGAAGCAGUUCACCGUGAUCCAGGGCCCUCCAGGGACCGGGAAGACGGUGGUGGCCUUCCACAUCGUGUUCUGGUUUCACAAGUCAAAUGAGGAGCAGACGGGGGCCUGUGACGCCCCCAGGGAGAAGCAGCUGGGGGGUCCCUGCAUCCUGUACUGUGGCCCCUCUAACAAGUCGGUGGACGUCCUGGCAGGGCUGCUCCUGAGCAGGAGAACGGAGCUGAAGCCGCUGCGAGUGUACAGUGAGCAGGCCGAGGCCACAGAAUUUCCGAUGCCGGGUGUGGGCAGCCGGGGCCUGCCCAAGAAGAGCCCCCGGGAGGGGAGGCCCAACCAGACCCUCAGGAGCAUCACCCUGCACCACAGGGUCCGGCAGUCCUCCAACCCCUACGCACCGGACAUCAGGGACUUUGAUGCCCGGCUGCAGAAAGGGGAGAUCCUUUCCAAGGAGGACCUCAGGUGGUACAAGACCGUCCUGGGGAAAGCACGGAAGUUCGAGCUGGACCAGCACAGGGUCAUCCUGUGCACGUGCUCCUGUGCGGCCUCAGCCAGCCUCAGGAAGCUGGACGUCCGGCAGAUCCUCAUCGAUGAAGCUGGCAUGGCCACGGAGCCGGAGACCCUCAUCCCUCUGGUGGCCUUCUCCAAGGCCGAGAAGGUGGUUCUUCUCGGGGACCACAAGCAGCUGCGGCCAGUGGUCAAGAACGAACAGCUGCAAAAUCUGGGGCUGGAUCGGUCUCUGUUCGAGAGGUACCACAUGGACGCGCACAUGCUGGACACGCAGUACCGCAUGCACGAGGGCAUCUGUGCCUUCCCCUCCAUGGAGUUCUACGAGAAGAAGCUGAAGACCUGGCAGGGCCUGAGGCGGCCGCCCAGCAUCCUCGGCCACGUUGGCAAGGAGAGCUGCUCUGUCAUCUUCGGCCAUGUGCAGGGCCAUGAGCAGAGCCUACUGGUGUCCACAGAUGAAGGGAAUGAAAACUCCAAGGCCAACCCGGAGGAGGUGGCCGCGGUGGUCCGCAUUGCCAAGCAGCUGACUCUGGGCAGGACGGUGGAGCCCAAGGACGUUGCCAUCCUCACUCCCUACAAUGCUCAGGCUGCGGAGAUCAGCAAGAGGCUGGUGCGAGAGGGCGUCUCCGGAGUGACCGUGUGCUCCAUCACCAAGAGCCAGGGAAGCGAGUGGCGCUAUGUGCUGGUGAGCACGGUCCGCACGUGCCAGGAGAGUGACCUGGACCAGCGGCCAACGAAGAGCUGGCUCAAGAGGUUCCUGGGCUUCGUCGUGGACCCCAACCAAGUGAACGUGGCCAUCACCCGGGCCAGAGAGGGGCUCUGCGUGGUCGGAGACCACCGCCUCCUGAGCUGCUGCCCCCUGUGGCGGCGGUUCGUGGACUUCUGUGAGGCGCAGCGCAGCCUGGUGCCCGCCGGCCAGGUGCGGGUUCGCAGGAGGCCCGCCGUGGCUCCCGGGAGCGGCCGCUCCACCUGCCCGGGCCUGGGGCUGCCCGGCGGCGAGGCCAAGCCCUGAGCCCUGCCCCGGCCUGGCUGGCCACCCACUGCGCAGAAGCCCGGGCCCUCCGCGGGCCCUCUGGCCGCCUACCUGGCGGCUUGUGAGCAAUAGCAACCCCCUUCUGGAGUCUUGGCCUCCCCCGGGCAGGGAGCCCGCCAGGCCGCGCAGCCGGCAGGUGCGGACAAGGGGGAAGAACGCGGCCUCCUGGGGAGCUGCUUCCCUUGGGACAUUUGGAGACAGGGAACGUCUCGGGGGCCAGGGAGGGGGCCUCUGGGCCUUCUGGUGUUGCCCGGAAGGAGGUCCCAGCCGGGCUGCUCUUCGGUCCUUGGAUGCCAUCCCUGACCCCACUGGGUGCUGCUGGCUGGGGAGCUCAGUCUACUUUCUUCUUUCUUUUACUUUUUUUUUUUUUUCAAGUAGGCUCCAUGCCCAACGUGGGGCUUGAACUCCUGGCCCUAAGAUUAGGAGUUGCAUGUUGUACCGACGGAGCCAGCCAGGCCCCCCUGUUUUUAAUUUUUAAAUAAGCCAAAAGCCAGUGGCUUUUUUUUACUGGAGCAAGUUCCUUCGCCCAAACAGGCAGAGAGGCCCCCCCGGAAGAGAGGGCCUGUUCUGUGUCUGCACCACCCUAAGUGGGACCCCAGCCCUGUGUCCUUCGGGAGCCACCUGCCCUUGCAGGAGGAAGGGGGGACCAGAACCAGGUGCCCACACCUGGACCGUGGGUGUGCGGGGUGGCCUGGGAUUGGGGUGCCCCUGGAUGGGCAGCCUUCUUGUGCCUUCAGCCUGACCUCUGCCUCCCCUUUGCAACCUCAAGCCUGCUGCCAGGUCAGGACUUUUGGGACAACCUGUCCUGUGUUUGCAAGGUUGAGGACCUUCAGUGUCACUCAGGGUGCAUUCAUGUCCUUCCUGCUCUGGAAACUUCUGCCUUGAUAUCCGCCCUCACCUCAGGCCACCCCAGCCCACCCCCAGGCAGCUCGGGCCCAGAGUCUCUGCACUUCCACCGUCCCCACGGCCUGAGGGAUGCUGCCAACAAGCUGCUUAUACUAGGAGGGGCCUGCCCUCCCCGUGGCCUUGCUGCAGAGCCCUCUGCCAGCGGUGGGGCAGG